This is a messenger RNA of Closterium sp. Yama58-4, 1923 nucleotides long. The record is from the annotation of a GenBank genome assembly. NCBI's taxonomy places the organism in Eukaryota, Viridiplantae, Streptophyta, Zygnematophyceae, Desmidiales, Closteriaceae.
AUGACCUGCGUCGGCGGGCCGGCGGGAGGAGGAGCGUCAGAGGGGAUGCGUCCCGGGGUGAGUGGAGGGGAGGUGGCUGGUGAAGGGGACGCGGAGGAGACGUUGGGAAACUUAGACAAGCCUGCCGGGGCUGCUGCUGCUGCUGCUGGUGCUGCUGUGCAAGAGUCGAGCGGGGAGGAGCAGAUUCAGCGCAUGCUGGCUGGGCUGUCGCACCUCGCACGCUUCCUGCGACUGCAGCACGCACAGCAGCAGGAGGCAGAGGCAGAGGCAGAGGCGGGGGCGGAGGCAGAGGGAGGGGAAGCAGUGUUAUCAGGCCAUGUAAUGGCGAUGGCGCAAAUGGGAGGAGGCAGCGAGGACGAGCGGCAGCAGCUCAUGGCUCUUCUGCAGGCGCUCAAGCAGGAGGAGGAGCAGCCGCAGCAGCUGUCACAGCAACCGAGGUGUAAGCAGCAGCAGCAGAAGAAGAAGCAGAGGGAGAAAGCGGAGGAGAAGGAGGAGAAGCUGAAGGAGAAGCAGAAGGAGAAGCAGAAGCAGAGGGAGAAGGAGGAGGAGAAGGAGGAGAAGCUGAAGGAGAAGCACAAGGAGAAGGAGAAGCACAAGGAGAAGGAGAAGCAGGAGCAGAGCCUAUGCAAGCGGAGGAAGGGGCAGAGGGCGGUGAGUCAAGAGCAGCCACAGGUUCAGGAGGAGCAGCAGCGGCAGGAGCAGCAGGAUCAGCAGCAGCAGCAGCAACAGCAGCGACAGCAGUUGGAGGGACGGGAAAAGGAGCAGUGGCUGUCAGCUUUCGCGGCUCUUCCGGAUGUCGGAAGAUCGACGAAGCAAGUGGAAUCCGCCCUCGCUUCCACGUUUGCUCCCAGAUACGGUCCAGAUGGCGCUCUGCGAUUGGCUCAUGGCGGACGAGGCGGGUGGGGGCACAUGGGGGGGCGCCGUGGGGAGAGGAGCGGCAGUGGCUGUGGCAGCGGUGGCGGUGGCAGCAGUGACCCUGCAUUUGCUGUGCGUGGCAUUAGCGCCAAACCCAGCAGUGCUAUGAGUAAUGGAAUCUGCAAAAGCAACGUGAAAGUGGAAGCGCAUGGCAUCAGCGGGAGCGUUUUCAACAGCACCGGCACCAACUCAGCGAGCGAUGCCGGAAAGAAGAGGAAAAGCCCAAGCCCAGGGGGCCCCUCUGGCCGUGCUACAGCCGCUCACACACCGCAGCAGCACGCCAGGCACACCCCCCGUGCCUGCUACAGCCAAAGUACGCUUGGGCUGGCCAGCGCUUCAUUUGUUCAGCCGAACCUAGAGGAACCCUCAUAUCCCCAGGGGAUACGGGCGUCUAUCCUCGGCGCUGCCAUGGUUGUUGACCCUCAUAUCCCGGUGCCACAUGUGAGGUUCAACCAGAGUGGUGCGCUGGAGGGCAUGUGCUUCAGGGAGCAUGUCAACAUGACUCUAAAGUCGACUCGAAAUUCGCCCCGGGAUGAACGCGUGCAGAGAUACGAGAGCGAGACCUACGGCCGCGCAUGCGACGCGCACGAGGAGUGGUGCAGUGAUGAUGCUUUGGAUGAUCCCAAGGGCCACAUGCAGCAUGAAGAGUGCGGCACCUUGCAAGACGAGUGCGGAACGGACGACGAGUGGUUGCCUCGGUGCCAGGGCAUCCGGAGUGCUUCGGCGCCGAACCAGAAGAUCAAGCGACGCAGCAUGGCGGAGCGGCGGAGGAGGGAGAGGAUCAGCGAGAAACUGCAGAGGCUGAGGGCGAAGGUGCGGGGGCGAGGGGACACAUGUGCUAUGCUGGAUAGAGCAGUGGGGUAUGUAGAUGCUCUGGAGAAACGAGUGGUGGAGUUAGAGAGGGUUAUCAUGACAGCUGCUGGUCUGGGAGAAAUGUUUUCCCCGGUAAAACGUGUGGCGGUGUUGGAUUUGCUGGGAAUGCUUUUGCUGCUGAUGCCGCGGCGCUGA